This is a messenger RNA of Macrobrachium nipponense, 2735 nucleotides long. It is a transcript of the gene senju, whose product is annotated as UDP-galactose transporter senju-like. Gene Ontology annotation, molecular function: UDP-galactose transmembrane transporter activity. NCBI's taxonomy places the organism in Eukaryota, Metazoa, Arthropoda, Malacostraca, Decapoda, Palaemonidae. Gene Ontology annotation, biological process: pyrimidine nucleotide-sugar transmembrane transport. The record is from RefSeq and is a predicted model, not a curated record. The transcript is spliced from 8 exons. Bases 254 to 1333 code for a protein of 359 amino acids. Gene Ontology annotation, cellular component: Golgi membrane.
GUCAUCACUAAGUCCGUGGCGCACAAGGGAGCCGUCGACACGGAACGUCGCCGAUAACAUAAACAUUGCAGUGUAAAGUAAACAAAAAAAAGUCCAAUAGAUAAGAUUAUGACUCAGGUGUUAAGGUGCCGUUUUUUAUCGUCACGCUUUUAGAGAACUGGUGCUGCAGCCGUCAUGAUGUCCACGUCUACAAGGCUUGGUCAGACUUCGUUUUAAUUGUGCCGCUCGGGAGAGAAAGAGAGAGAGAGGGACGAUGGCUGAGGGAGGCGUCAACUGGCAAGCCCUCUUCCCGACGAGAUGGAGUUUCGUCAUUUUUGUCACCUACAUGAUGUGUUUCAUUUUCCAAGGGAUUAUGGUAACAGCAUCACAACGGCCAGAUUACAGUUACAGUUACAACACGGUCACUGUUGUCUUAUUUACUGAGGCAACAAAACUGGUUGCCUCUUUCAUUUUGUACAUCAAAGACCAUAAAAUCGUAACAUUUUUUGCUGAGAUAAAGAAGCACUUCAGAGUAUUGUUGCUGUACAUGAUUCCGGCACUGCUGUACUGCUUCUAUAAUAACCUGGCUUUUGUUAACUUGGCUGCCUUCGAUCCAACAACCUACUUCCUCUUACUGCAGUUCAGAGUUGUUGUAACAGGAAUUGUCUUUCAGAUUAUAUUUAAGAAAAAGUUAAGCACAAAGCAAUGGAUAUCCCUUAUUAUUUUGACUGUUGGAUGCAUUAUGAAACAACUGAGCACUUCUGAAAAGUCGUCCUCCAGUCAGGCUCCUCCAACAGAUUUGUGGGAUAAUUUGCUGUCGCUUCACAUUGGUCUUCUUAUGGUUCAGGUCAUGUGUUCUUGCUUAGCUGGUGUAUACAAUGAGAAGUUGUUGAAAGACACUGGAGCAGAGGUGCACAUAAUGAUGCAGAAUAUAUUUAUGUAUAUUGACUCAAUUAUUUGUAAUUUAGCUGUGCUUCUGUACAGAGGAGAACUGUCAUUUGCUUUUAAAUACACUUCUCUCAUCCAGAUUUGGCAGCCCAUUGUUGUCAUUAUCAUCCUGAAUAAUGCAGCUGUGGGUAUAGUGACCAGUCUUUUCCUACGCAGCCUGAACUCCAUCCUGAAAACAUUUGCCUCUGCUCUUGAACUUGUGUUUACAGCUGUCUUGUCAUGGGUGAUCUUUGGGAUUCCCAUUAAUGGUUGGACAUUUCUAGCCAUUGCUUUGGUGAGCUUAGCAUCUUGGAUGUAUUCACAAAAUCCUGUCAUUAAUCGAGGACGCCUUGACGAGGUAGAGAAAGCUCAUGAUUCAGAAGCCGAGGAAAAAUUAUUACCUCGGAAUGCUCCCACUCAAGUUUAAUUUCAGGAGCAGUUCUUAGUGAUUUAAUUUUGAACUUUAAUAAACUAAGUUAGUUUUGCACGAUUGCAAGUGAUCUUAAAUGUUUUUUGUGACAUAUAUUCAGUGAUUUUUGUUUACUUUUAUAGUAAAAAAGAUCUCAUUUUUAUACCUAAUUUGAAGACAGUUACCAAGCAAAUUGUUCAUAAAGUAAAUUGCAUAUUAGAUAUUGUCAUAAUUUAAGAUACCACAGUUUGUAGCCAGUCUAGAAAGUUAUUUUAGAAAGUUAUCUAAAAGCUUAGAUUUUCAUAGCACACACUGUUACAAAGCUUGCACAAUUUUUUCAGUAUUGUGAAAACCAAAGACACUGUAACACGGUGGAAGCCAACACCAAAAAGUAAAGUGACAUUUUGGGGGUCUAAUCUCCUUGUGUGAAAGAUUUUUGUUACAUUAACAGACUCGUACUUUCAGGGGAUACGUACCACAAAGGAGAUGUUGACUUAGGAGGGCCAUCAGCCCUUGUGCUUCAUGCCUUCACACGUGAGGAAACGAGGAAUUUAGAGACAAUGCUGAGACACUGGAACUCUGAAGUGCAGCACUUUAGAGGGUAGGAUUGCAAAAGGCCAAUGAGGUGCCAAAUCUCUCAAGUUACAGUUUCUGCUUAGUAUAAAAUGAUUCAAACCUCCAGAUUUGAAGCUUGUGAAGUCAUACAUUAGUUUUAGGUCUUAAUGACAUAGUCAGCUUAUUUUAAGUGUAGAAUUUUUAAUAUAAUGUAUGGGGAAGUUACAGAUAUCUGUACUUUAUAGAGUUGGAAAACUAUAAAUUGUCUUUUGGUAUAGAAGAGGCUGUUCUGGAAUAACUUAGAUUUUACAGUUUUUAACGUCUGUCUUCUUCUUUAGGAUAAACUUGUAGUGCUGUGAUAGCCAUCAAGAUUUUCAAUUGUUAGGUGGGUGAGGAAUAUAAUAUAUAGUUGUUUGGUGAGUUUUCUUGAUUCUUAAAUAGCCUGAAUAUGUUUUACAGUUAAGAGCAGGUAGGAAUAAUACUAUCUAUAUAUUCAGAUUCCAUAUUACUACAAUAGUGACAGUUGAGCUAUAAACCUUGAAAUCUUUAUGGUUCAUGGGUAUGAGUACACAUGGACAGCACAAAAGAACAUUACUGUCAACUUCUACCAACAAUUGCUAGUACUGUAUUACUUGGAUACAAUACCAUGCUUCUCUUACUGGCAAGAGAAGUGUGGCAGGCAGAACUGUGACCGUGUGCACAUUCUUAAGUUUAUCUCUUUAAAACUUUGAAGUUGAAGCAGAUGAAUAAAGUGUGAAGUCAAUUAAGCCAUCAUUUCAUUGUAGAUAUCUAGUCAUAUAGUUGUGUUUUCAGGGUGAUUGACAAAAAUGUGAUCAUUUACAGAAAAAUAAAUAAUUUACAUACU